AUGCCACACACCACAUUCGCCGAUCGUCUCCACGACCGGCUGGCCCUUAGCAAACACACCCGAGGGUCCUCACAACAAGAUACCCCCAACUAUGUCUAUACCCCUUCCGAGAGCCCAGAGUGGUCACAGACGUCGUUCGCCUUUGACGCGUCCCAGGGUGCGAAGGUGACAAGCUUGGAUGACCUUCAAUCCUCCCAACUCGAUGACUGGCCAUCCCGUGAGAAGUACUACUCGUUGUCCAGUGGCAGUCAGAACUUACAAUGUCCACCGCCGAUACUGUGGAAGACGAUACUUGUCCCAACUGCGGCGGUCGUCCUCCCCAUGGCGGCCCUUGUUGCUGGAUUGCUGGCCUUGAUCUUUGGCUAUCGAGUCAAGUCCGACAGCAGCCUGUUCGUCCAAGUAUCGAAUGCCGAAGCCUUGCGAGACCAUGCCGUUGUCCUUGUCAACUACUCGGCUACUCGGAUUGUGUUUGUCGCAUCUUGGGCGUCAACCCUGGCGCCUCUUCUUUCUGGGUUCAUUAUGAGCUUGUCCAGCUUCCGGCUUGCCCUUGCCAUGUAUCGCUCGUCUUCAGGCUCCGACCAACGUGAUCUUCCGACACCCUAUCAGUAUAGUCUCCUGGUCGGUCUCUGCCUGGCCUCGACUGGACGGUUGAUGAGAUACUUUUCCUACUCACAUUGCGACGGGGUUAUCAUCCCACCUAUUCUGCGCCGCGCGGCUCUAACGCUGGGCCUAUCACUCGUUCUUGCGUGCACAGUCUUCGCCGCGGACACCGUACUGCACUACACGACCAGCACUAUCAACUUCGACCAAGUCUCUAUCUCAUCGCGCAUGAACAGCUACGGCCGUGAAUUGUCGUCUGAAUGCUUGACACUCAACCGCUCCGCCAACUACGGUCUGCCAUGUUCACGCAAUGGGGACGUCGCUAGGACGGAUUAUGACGCCUACGUCGCCGGCCAGAACGAGAUCUUCUUUCUACAGCACGGGACGUCCAAUGAGUCCGAAAUCCUCCUAGUCACAAAUCCGAAAUCGACCAGAGAGCAGGCCGCGCUCUUGGUACCCCGAAGUGGCAAGCUCUCGCCCUUUCAAGACUUUCGUGCCGAAACCACGGCCGUCAUCACGACAUGUACGCCCAUCAGCUCCGAGUGCCAGUGGAAGACGGGAGGGCCCUCAGACAUGUACAGCCAAUUCAAUUGCAGCGAUGAGUUUUGGGGCGUGUUAGGCAAAGCCGCAAACGUCAGUGAUACGGGAGCCCUAGUCAGCGAUGCGGACGUGCCGCCUCUAGGGUUCAAGUCUGGCACUUCGCUGCAGUACGGCUUCUAUAUGGACCAGGCACUCAACAAGCGUUACGAUAGUGAGGGUAACCUCGGGCCGUUCAUGCCGGACAACGAGCUGAUCAACCCGGUAUACCUAGGCAUCGCGGGCCGGUUUGCUUCGACGGCGCAGCGGGCAGGUGUCAACAUGUCGUCCGACCCAGGCGUGCACAAGGGUCCGACAUCGUCCAUCGACUUUGUCCUGCGGUGUCAAUAUACGACGUACCUGGCCGACUACAGCUGGGUGAACUCGACCGCACACAUCAACGAGCUCACCCAGUCGCCGAACGGGACCUUGGCCGAGAUUUACCACGGCUACAACCUGAUCGGCAGCACCAGCGCCUUCGACAAUGAGCUACAAGACAUGGUAUUACAGGCAGCUCUAGCUUCUAAUGCCAAUGAUAUGGCCGAUUCUUUCGCCAACAGCUACUCAACGCGCAUCAUGAGCGUCAUCGGCCCGUUCCUAUCAAGCCGCGCCAACUUGGGCGAACAGACCCGCACGCCGCUGCUCGUGGCCAAAGUCCCCAAGGCUCCGCUCGCCAUCCUCGCCGCUUGCUGUCUAGCUUAUGUGCUGUUUGGGGUCACGGCCGCGAUCUGGGCUUACCGUGCCUUGAGUCAUGCUGAUGUGCGUGAUCUCGCAUUCCAAUUCAGCCUCCCUGCGUUAGGACUGCAUGCGUUCCGCGACCCCGUCACGGAUCAGGUGGCCUGGGAGAUUGAUGGGGCCGGACAUCGGGUGUUCGACGAGACCAAUGUCAAAACGGAGACCAUGCGGGUAGCGGUCGACGGCGGGCCAAAGUCCGGAUAUCUAUUGAAGAGCCUGGUUUAG
This is a messenger RNA of Capronia epimyces CBS 606.96, 2136 nucleotides long. RefSeq lists its product as uncharacterized. Bases 1 to 2136 code for a protein of 711 amino acids. The transcript has a single exon. Lineage: Eukaryota; Fungi; Ascomycota; Eurotiomycetes; Chaetothyriales; Herpotrichiellaceae. The record is from RefSeq and is a predicted model, not a curated record.